Danio aesculapii is the source of this 2195-nucleotide messenger RNA. Its product is annotated as leucine-rich repeat and immunoglobulin-like domain-containing nogo receptor-interacting protein 3. Bases 253 to 2088 code for a protein of 611 amino acids. The transcript has 5 exons. Gene Ontology annotation, cellular component: plasma membrane. Gene Ontology annotation, molecular function: protein binding. NCBI's taxonomy places the organism in Eukaryota, Metazoa, Chordata, Actinopteri, Cypriniformes, Danionidae. The record is from RefSeq and is a predicted model, not a curated record.
CUGUCUGUGCACACGCGCGAGUGUGUGAGUGUGUGGAGGAAGAGGAGUGUGUGUCGCGUUUUGAUGCCAGCAGUUGAGAGGUAAACACACACACAUUGGCUUGAGGACACGUAUGGACGCGCUUGUGUGACUUAUGGACAGACUGGAGGAAGAGACGGAGAGCCGGGGACGAGCAGAGACGCGCGCGCUCACGGACAGACAGAUGAGGACACACUCCAGACCUGGGAGUGUAGAGUGACGCGGCGGGGGCUCAUGGCGUCCUCAUGGGCCGUGAGUCGUCUCUGUGUGCUGGGUCGUCUCUGUGUGCUGGGUCUGCUCCUGGCGCUGGCGGCUCCUCCAUGUUCUGGAUGUCCGCCCCGCUGUGACUGCGCUGCUCAGCUGCGCUCCGUGUCCUGCCAGCGGCGCCGUCUGUCUGCCGUCCCCGAGGGCGUCCCCACAGAAACCCGCCUGCUGGACUUGAGCCGGAACCGUCUGCGCUGGGUGGCUGCCGGAGACCUGGCCCCGUACCCACGGCUAGAGGAACUUGACCUGAGUGAGAAUCUGAUCUCCACGCUGGAGCCCAACGCCUUCGCCAGCCUGCAGGCCCUGCGCACGCUGAGACUCCGGGCAAACCAGCUCAAACUGGUGCCCAUGGGAGCCUUCGCCCGCCUCACCAACCUCACCACACUGGACCUGAGCGAAAACAGGAUCGUCAUCCUGCUGGACUUCACCUUCCAGGACCUGCGCAGCCUCAAAAACCUGGAGGUAGGAGACAAUGACCUGGUCUACAUAUCCCACAAGGCGUUCUCAGGUCUGUUGUCUCUGGAGGAUCUGACCAUGGCAAGGUGUAACCUGACCUCCAUCUCGGGCCAGACUCUGUCGUACCUGCGCGGACUGGUGACCCUCCGCCUGCGCCACCUCAGCAUCUCCACCCUGGAGGAGCAGAACUUCCGGAAGCUGACGGCGCUGCGGGGCUUGGAGAUCCACGACUGGCCCUUUCUGGAGUUCAUCUCUCCGCUCAGCUUCCAGGGACUCAAUCUGUCCUGGCUUUUCAUCACCAACACCAACAUCACAUCCGUGCCGUCUGCUUCUUUCAGAAAUCUGGCUUAUCUGACGGCUCUGAACCUGUCCUACAACCCCAUCAGCACGCUGGAGUCCUGGGCCUUCAGGGACCUCAUCAGACUGAAGGAGCUGCACAUGGUCAGCACAAACCUCCUCACGGUGGAGCCUCAUGCUUUGGGAGGUUUGCGUCAGAUUCGAGUCUUAAAUCUGUCCAAUAAUGAUCUGGUGACGCUGGAGGAGAGCUCCUUCCACUCGGUCAACAGUCUGGAGACGCUGCGUGUGGAUGGAAACCCUCUGUCCUGCGACUGCCGCCUGCUGUGGAUCCUGCAGCGCAGACGCACACUCAACUUCGACGGGAAGAUGCCCGUGUGCGCCGGACCGCCGGAGGUACAGGGGUAUCUGCUGAGCAUGUUCACCGAUUCGGCACUAUUUGAUUAUUUCACCUGCCAGAAGCCCAAGAUACGCAACCGCAAGAUGCAGCAGGUGAUGGUGCACGAGGGUCAGCCGGUAUCUUUCUUAUGUCGUGCCGAGGGUGAACCGACACCAGCCAUAAUCUGGAUUUCUCCUCAACGCAGAAGAAUUACAUCCAAAUCCAACGGCAGGGUCACGGUCCUCCCUGGGGGGACGCUAGAGAUCCGAUACGCCCAGCUAACAGACAGCGGCACCUACAUCUGCAUCGCCAGCAACGCCGGCGGAAACGACACCUACUUCGCCACGCUAACAGUCAAGGGUCAACCGGUGGACGCUGCGAUUUUUAGCAACCGAUCAAUGUAUGCGAUGGACUUCAACGAAACGGGUCUCAACAGCACGCGCGUGUUUCUGAAAUUCACGCUGGAUCUGACCACCAUCCUGGUGUCCACCGCCAUGGGCUGCAUCAUGUUUUUGGGUGUGGUGCUCUUCUGUUUCCUCCUGCUGUUCGUGUGGAGCCGUGGACGCGGCCAGCGCAAGAAUAACUUCACGGUGGAGUAUUCCUUCAGGAAGACGGAAGGACCCGCCACCACCGGCAGCUCCGGAGGAACGCGCAAGUUCAACAUGAAGAUGAUAUGAAACAACGCAGCCAGGGGCCCCCUGGGAGAAGCAUAGACGCCCAACAAUAAACACACACACAUAUACACACACACAGUGCUGAUCGCAGAAUAUAAACACACACGCAU